AUGGCAGCAGACGACGUCGAUGCGAGUACCCUCAUGCCGCUUGAUACCCCGCCGCUGAAGGUCUCACGACCUGUGGCAGCGUGCUCAAGAUGCCGCAAUGCUAAGAUCAAGUGCGAUGGCAAGCUUCCGGCAUGUAGUUCGUGCGAGAAGACUGGCAGAGCCGCCGAGUGCACGAAUACCAAUGACGAAUUUGCCCGAGGUAAAGAACGUAGCUACGUGUCUACUCUGGAGACGAAAAUCGAACGACUCCAGGCGAGGCUGGAAGAAGCCCGGGCUCGCAAGCCUUCCGUGAUAUCCAUCCCAGAUGAUGAAACUUCCGUACCUUCUCGGCGCGAGUCCUUUAGUGUACAAGAGCCGACACCACCUGGCCCGAGUAAAGCACAGAGACGGAAUGAAGCCUCCGCCAUUGAUGAUCUCGUAUCGGACUUCGGCUAUCUAUCGGUCAAUGCCACGGCGAGAGACUUCUAUGGCUUUACGAUUGCCAUGUCCUACGCAAGACUUGUGAUGUCGGCCUGUAGCAAAGAUCCGUUUCCGCAAGGCACGACCAAGGCACUACCACCACGUUACGUUGCGACUGCAUUGAUACAGCACUACCUGGACAACGUCUUCGUGCUUUUGCCCGUCUUCCACCAGGCCACCUUAUACACGUCUGUGGACAGAGUCUAUACGCGCCAUUCGCAAGAGGCCAAGGCUCUGGAUUUCUGGAUGGUACAUAUGAUCCUGGCCAUCGCGAAUGCGUCGAACUCUGAAUCGCGAGGUGAUCAACACCAUCUUGAAGGCAUUGGUCAUGUUUGUGCUGCGCUCGAGCGUGCCGAAGAAGUGCUCCAACCUGGUGCCAUUUCGAGCGUGCAGGCGCUUGUCUUACUAACACAAUACGCCAUGCUGGACCCGCAUCAUCUGGACUCGUGGAGCUUGAUUGGUGCAGCCUCGAGAGCCAUGGUCGACCUUGGUCUACAUCAGGAUCCACCGAAAGGUGCAUCAAUGCCGAAGGCCAAGCUAGAGCUACGUCGCAGAGUGUUCUACUGUGUAUUUGCUCUCGACAGGUCGACAUCGCUCGUGCAGACUCGAGCAUUCUCGUUCUCCGACGACAGUACGAAGGUCAAGAUACCUUUCACGAAAGCUCAGGCACUUUCACAGACAUCUCCGAACCAGAAUGGCCAUUCAUCAGGAUGGCUACAGUCGUAUGAGCAUGCCCUCGAUCUCAUCUUACUUCGACAGUUGCAGUCGAUAUGGUAUACUGCGCUGUUCCAGUCGGGACGCGGGCGAUGGGAAGAGCCCUACCCUUACAUCUGGACGACCUGCGACACCCUGAGAAAGUGGUUCGACAACCUGUCAGGGUCCACAUCACAGAACAUGAGGGCGUUCUUUGAGCUCGACCUGCUCUACUCAUAUGUCUAUGUCCUCUCUCCGUCGCCACGAGUACCGGCCAUCGACCCAUUCGCCGCAAAGCUGAUCUUCGAAUACUGCAUCAAAUAUGCGGACUUGAUGCUACGACUGAUCAGCGAUCCGUCGUACACAGCGCCGAUGACUUUCUACGAUGCCAUGAGAGUCUAUAUGACAGGCAGACAGUUUCUAGAUGUGCUGAACCUUAACGCGGAAGCACUUAUUCAGGGGCAUACACCGCCACAUCCACCUGUCCGGCCGUCAGCGCCCGCGCCACCUGCACUGCCAAGAGUGUCUAUUCCACCAGGAGACAAUAUGGCUCGCUUCAACACAGCACGCAGUCUUCAUUGUAUCAAGCAAAUCACAGAGUGUCUGACCAAGUUCGGAAUGCGCUGGGGCUACAUGAGCUGGAGUCAGCGAUACCAGGCAGAGACUGCCGGCAUGCACGAAUAUCUGAACCAGAGAUUGAGAGAGAUGGAAGGGUCUGAUCCUGGCAGGAGACCAAGCAUGUGGCAUCAUGCUUCAUCCUCCGGCUCCGUGCAUAGCAAUCCCGGAAGCAUGGGUAGUAUCCAGUUCUCGCCACCCCAGGGUCUGGCGCCCGGUCCAGCGUCAUACAGACAGGGCUCAGUCACCGGCUUCAACAUGGCUGGGUUUGGAGAUUUCGGCCAGGUGCAGACUAGUCCUCCCGCACACCACUGGAGUAAUACGCCUUUCCAUCUGCAACCUGGUCAGCCCUUCGAGCCACAACAGCAAUUCUACCAGACUCCAUUCAACUUUGCCGAGCCGCCAGCUGCUGUGGACCGACAUCCCCAUGCCAACGCGCCUCCGAGCUUACAGUUCGCUGGGUGGGGUGGUUAUGGAGGGUCGUCCGGACCAGAUACUCUGGACGAGGAGAAUGCAACAGGGUCCGAGCACUUGUUUGAGAUAGCACCAUUUCCCGAGCCGCCGAGCGAUGAGAAUAUCAGUCCCUCGACGAAAGUGACGCGAGGCACGACUAUGGAAGAGGCUGUGGAGAUAGCCAAACAAGAAGUGAUCGCGCGCGACGAGGCGAAGAUGCAAGCGCCUACCAUUCAAUCGAAUGAGCAAGAGGGCGAGAGCACGCAGGCGGACAAGGGGGUUGGAAAUAGAGGUAGCAGAGAGUCGAUCAGCCAGAGAGUCCUUAGCAGUCUAUCCUUAGACAUCCCAUCUCGCCUCUCAAGGCGCCGGAAGAAGCUAGCUCUGCAGAAGCUGCCCACAAGCGCGCCUAGGCCAAAGGCUCCACCGCCUCGUCCAUCAAGAGCUAUGCCGGUCGAGCAAGCGGAUGUGCACACCCUUCAAACAGGACUUUCUCUGGGCGGUAUUGGCGUUUUGCCACGGCCUGAGGCAGAUUCGAUGGGACCGCCACCACCGCCAUUCCAGCCUAAGACGCAAGCCAGCACCGGACCUUUCACAUUCUCGAUUCCACCAACGUCUGUCCUGCCACCGCUGGAAGGCAGAGGUCCUGCGCUCCCAGCUGUGGCGUCGAGAUACGCUUCGCAGUCUUACUGUCCUGCCCCGGUCAUGGAUACGAGACGAAUAUCGAUGGUCGAGGCUGCUUGCGAGUUUGCCGAAACAUUUGAGCAGCCUCGACCACAGUACAGUCCACUUGAUCGCGUACAGUCGCCUCGCCUAAAUCGCUUUCCACGUCAAAUACGGCGUCCGGAUGGACUUUCGGAUGAGCCUAAUAUCUCAGAGAAAGCCAAGGGCAAGCAGCCUGCUUACCUAGCCCAGCGCGGGACGGAGAAGCAGAAUCAAAAUAGACCCUCCGCAACACGACAAGAAGCACAGCCAACAGAGCCAGCGCCCGGCAGAACUGCCUCCGAUCCCAUUGACCUGGUCUCUCCCAGCAUAGUUUACCCAGGCCUGACAUACACCUGGCCACCUCUAUGGCAGCCCACACCCAACACCGACUUCUCCCACUUCACCUACAUCUCCGGAGCGGGCUGGGCAUGUCAUCACUGCCAAACGGUCGUUCAAAGACGCGAAUUACAUUCCACGGAUGGCAAGCCCUGUUUUACUGCCGAACGUGGGUCGUUCAGUCGAGCGGAGCUAGAGGUGGAGCCGGAGAGUCCGCAGACGCCGACGAGGAAGUGGAGGAGGAAUCAAAAUCUUAGGGGUGGGAGAACGGGUGGUGGUGGUGGGACUGAGACGAGGGAUUUUGCGCGUCCGUGA
This is a messenger RNA of Recurvomyces mirabilis, 3573 nucleotides long. RefSeq lists its product as uncharacterized. Gene Ontology annotation, biological process: DNA-templated transcription; positive regulation of transcription by RNA polymerase II. The transcript has 4 exons. Bases 1 to 3573 code for a protein of 1190 amino acids. Gene Ontology annotation, molecular function: sequence-specific DNA binding; DNA-binding transcription factor activity, RNA polymerase II-specific; zinc ion binding. Lineage: Eukaryota; Fungi; Ascomycota; Dothideomycetes; Mycosphaerellales; Teratosphaeriaceae. The record is from RefSeq and is a predicted model, not a curated record.